This is a messenger RNA of Diachasmimorpha longicaudata, 2738 nucleotides long. Its product is annotated as peptidyl-prolyl cis-trans isomerase G. The record is from RefSeq and is a predicted model, not a curated record. The transcript has a single exon. The coding region runs from base 398 to 1012 and encodes 204 amino acids. NCBI's taxonomy places the organism in Eukaryota, Metazoa, Arthropoda, Insecta, Hymenoptera, Braconidae.
UGUAAAUACCAUCACUACUCACGUGUAUGACGAACGGAGCGCAGGCGUACGCUGGGUAUCCAGCAUCCCAGCGAGGAGAUAUAAGACCAGUGACACCCCCGUUUGACUUCAGUGCGAAACCGAUGACUGGGAGUUUAACAACUGCAGUCUGUCAAUUCAAACGAGUAAUUGAAAUAACAUUCAACAACAAUUGAGCCCAAAAACUGAAGUGUUCGUGAACACUAUUUGUGCUGACAUAAAUUAUUCUAAUUAAUCAUACAAAAUACCAAUUGCAAUUGGAUACAAACAGUGCAAUUAAGUAACUUAAUCCCUCACUGAUAAUCUUGAUCGUACGUUAUCAACCCACCAUCAGGAGAUCCAUCGUAAUCAGCAAAAGCUGAUUCGCGAAUCGGUUGACAUGGAAGACACGAUGAGACUAACUGACUCAUCCCUCUAUCAAACCGACGAGUGCAGUACAGACAGUGGCUGCAGCAGUGGUGGCUCGACCGGAAGUGCUGAGCGUCUCUCCAAGAGCCGAAAUCACGACAGGAGCUCCUCGAGGAGUCGUUGCUUCCAUCGCUUUCGCAAUCAUGAGACAUCGACGAUUCGAUCGCAGGAGCGUUUGUCCAGAUCCAGUCUCAGCAGUCAGAAUGGUAGAUCGAAUAACAAAUCGUCGAGGUCAUGGAGUCCCAGUGACAACCGCAAUCACUCGAGGGAAUCACCGUCUCACUCGUUGAGCCCCUCCGAUGGCCAGAGCACGGACAGUGACUCGCUGAAGAGGACCUCGAAAACUGAUAUUCUGACGCGGGCACUGCACUGCCUCAAAAUCGGCGUUUUCGAGAACAAUGGCAAGGAGAAGAAACUGACGAAGAAGAGCCCCAAGAGGAUCCUGAGAGAGCCCGUUUCCUAUACUUAUGUGAGGGGAUUGUCUGGACUACCAACCCAAAGAGUGCCACGUAAUGCUAGUCAAUGUUGUUCACCGUGCACUUGUAAUGAUAUGAGAUUGUACAGAAAGAACAUUGAUCGCAGAUAAAUGUGACGGUUUGAGGAUGAAUUGUGAAGUGAUGAGAUUUAACAGAAUUGAACAAAUCGAUUUUUCAAUCUUGUCAAGAGUCUUAUUAUAUGGGUAAUCUGGGCAACUGUAUUUGCGAGAAUUUGGUUGAUGAUUUUUUCAAUCAAGUCGGAUAGUUUAUUUUUUCAUUUGAAUGAUCUUGGAGAUUGAUUUCUGUUGAUUUUUUUAUUCGGCGGAAUUUCAACGAAUGUAUGAAACUAAAAUUAAGAUCUUACUCGCUAGUACCGAACGAUUGGUCACAAUCGUUCAGUGAUAAAAUCUGAGUAUAUUAAUUACUCGGAUUAGGAGUACGAUGAUGUGGUAAAAUUAUGGUGGAUUUUCGAUUAGUUGUAGGUCGAGGAAAAUAUUUAUUUUGUGGUCAGAGGUAACAGAAGUCUGAUAGUUUAUCUUGUGAGCUUAAAUUGAAUUAAUUUUAUUCUUCGUUGGGAUUUUAACGAAUGACUGAAACUAGGAUUAGAAUCGUAAUGUCAAGAUUUCAAACUAAAAUGAUUGUUUACAUUGCUGAGUGAUAAAAUCACAAAAAAAAUUGUACCCAACGAUUGGGAUCGGGUGUCAAUGAACUCGUAGGGACUUUCGCAGAACCUCGCGCUAUUAUUAAGAAUAAACUUCAGUAAUUAUCAGUGAAUAUCAACUCGAGACUAUUGGAAAUUAAUGAGGAGUGAAGGCGAUUGGUAAUCGAAGAGAUAAGAUUGCCCUACUUUUUACACAGUAUAUGAAUUGAGAUAAUUGAUAAAAAUAUUCCCGACUCUUUCGAUGCAAAUACUUGAGGUAACGCAGGAGCUUAAAAAUCGUAUUCAAUUAAAAUUUUCUAAAGUCACAAUUGUGGCUGUAAUUAACUCGAUGAAAAUUAAAUAAUUGCUCACUUUUAUAUGAACGACGAUGAAAUAAGUUAGAAUGAGAAUAUUGAAGUGUAGAUGCGAUUGAAUUUCCUUGUUUUAUUUCAAUUUAACAAUUCACGUAAACAAUGAUCAACGAUAUUCACUGAAAAAUCAAUUAUUUAUAUUAAAUAACAUUUUAAAUCCCAAUGAAGGAGUUUAAGAAUUGCCUAAAUUGUAUUAUUGAAUAAGUAACGUGUCAUAUCAUGUCUCCCAUCACAAUAACAAGAUCAAUUAAGGGAGGAGCGUAACUAUGAUCAAUUUAAUUAUGGUGAAAUUUAAUUGUCACAUUAUGAGGGUAAAAUAUCGUUUUCUCCCGAGAUACUAUUUAACACUGAGAAAUUCAUUAGAAUUCUCUCUUCGAAGGGAGAAGAUGAAUAAGUUGAAGUAAAAAAAAAAUGAAAUAGACCAUUCUUACGAUUAGACCAUGCAUUAAUAAUUCUAAUUAAUUUUAAAGAAAAAUCUAAGAAUAAUGUUUGAUUGAUGCAAUGACGAAACAAUUUUUUUCGUAAACAAUUACCAUUUAUUCGAAUCAAUUACAAUUAAUAAUUCUCGGAAAAGAGAGACCGGUGCGAUAUCCAAUCUAGUGCCUUGUAGAUACUCUUCCCCUUCCCCCUCCCUCUCUCCCAUCCGUGUGACUGAUGUUAUUAUUAUAAGCUAUGUAACGACCACCAAAUCAUGAAAUAAUUGAAAAUCAAGAACGUAAGACAAUGUAAAUGCGAAUGAAAUUAACACUUCACUGGAAUGUGAAUGUUUUAUAUGCCAACUCUAUGUAAACAUAAUCUACGGUCUAAUAAACGUUUUUCAUGAUA